Messenger RNA from Macadamia integrifolia, 1227 nucleotides. RefSeq lists its product as uncharacterized. The record is from RefSeq and is a predicted model, not a curated record. NCBI's taxonomy places the organism in Eukaryota, Viridiplantae, Streptophyta, Magnoliopsida, Proteales, Proteaceae.
CUAUGAGACAAAAUUCAAACUUUCUUCUUCUCUGACUACGAACACAGCAGGUUUAAGAGUUAGUCGCCGCAGAUAUGGGUCAAGGCCAAGAACUGGAGACCAGAGCCGAACCAGAAGUCGACAUUCUGGAAAGAGGGGAAAUAUUCUUCUUUUACAGGCCAAAGGUGGAAAAAGAAGAAGCUCACGGCCCCGACGAUGUACAACGGUUGUACAUAGUUCUUCCGCCGGAAUCCGGCAACAGGGCGGUGGAGGAGAAGCAGUCUCCUGAUUCUGGUAAGGAAGGAUCCAAGAAAAAAGCUGGUGAGGGCGCCAGUGGUUCUAGUCAGAAGAGCAACGAAGGCAGCCAUGGCAGCCAGAAAGUGAACAUAGAGAAGGAACCCUUGCUGAGGUUGAUAGUGAUGGGUAGAAAAAGCCUUCCGGAUCCGGCCAAGAAGGGCAGACCUUACUGGGGAUUUGUGGAGAUGGUGACAACGAGGAUUGAAGAUGUGAAGAACGCUCUUAAAGGAGAGGAAUAUGACACUAAAACAAGAGGUCACCGGCAUAAACCUCCUGCAAGAGCAUUGGGUGAAGGAAUAUAUAGAAUUAUAAGGCACAAUUCAGGGAAGAAGGUGCAUACCCAUUUGAUCUACAAGCUUGAAUUCCCACCUGAAGGUUCUGAAAAUGAACCCCAAGAGUCCCUUAAUGUAGAACGUGAAGGCUCUUUCAUCAUUCAGAUAAAGAACCGCAAGGCUGUCUUCCCAGCACAUCUUCAAGGUCAGUUUGGGCACUUAAGGUACUGUCCGGCCGACCCGCCGGACUUUCUGAAUUAUGAAGCCUGUGAAUUCUUACUCAUAUCAGCUUCUGAUGACAUUGAAGAUGAGUUGGGGUUAGAACUCAUGCCAGAAGGGGAACCAGAACCAGCUUGUUCAGAUUUGCUCAACACAUUUGGAGACAGUACUACUGAAGUAUCUGUUAGUCCCCUUCUAAGGGGUACCUGGGUUUGAGCCAAAUCUUCUCACUUUGAGUUUUAACAACUUAGUCUAAUUUUAUGGUUUUGAACAAGUGGAUACUGUGGUAUACUCUCCUUGCUAGUUUGUAGGUUUUCUUGUGGUGUCAUGUAUAUAUAUAUAACUGGGCCUUGCUCUCUUUGUGGUGUUUGUGACUUCAGUGUACGGUUAGCUCUUGCCUCUUGGUCUUACUUAGUUGAUUGAUGAGAAUUUAUUCCACGUAAUUAACCCCUUUUUAGAU